GUGAUUUAGGUUUUGCAUCUACAGUAACAAAAUCGAAAAGCCAUUACCUAUCAAAGAAAGGAACUGAUGCUUACUUCGCUCCUGAGGUAGAAAAGGGAUAAUCCAGAAUUCAGUCGGACAUCUUUUCUCUAGGACUAGUUUUACUUGAGCUAGAUAAUCUGAAUGUGCUAAAUGAUAAUUGGAUUGACUUGGAUACAAAGGCAGAAAUUCAUAAAGGAAAAGCAAUAGCUUCGAAAUAUUAGAUUGAUAGAAAGUCUAAUAUUUAUAAAAUAGCUGAGAUUUGCUUAAAACCAAAUUAUUUAGAAAGGAAAAGUUCAGGAGACCUACUUUAUGAGCUUAUUAAUCUUCAUGGAUAACCACUGAAAUUCAUACUCAGGUCUAUGAUAUUAAAAGAACAAAUUCCGUAGUAAUCAUAAUAUAUGGCACAGAUAUUGCUUGAUAACACAGAUUAAAAAAUAAAGAAAAAAGAUACUGAAAAACAAUUUGUAAAUAAAGAAAUACUAUCUAAACUAUUACAAAGUCUAUUUGAAAAUAAUAAAUAUGUAAAUAAUUUCCAAAUUCUUAAUUUUGGAAGCUUUGGUAUGGUAUUAUCUACUAAAAAAGUUAACUUGAACAACAAGGAAAUAGCAUUAAAAAUACAAAAGAUUGUAAAUGAUUAAGAAAUUUAAAAUGAAAUUAGAAUAAUGUAAUAGUUGAAAACUCCAUUAGUAGUCUAGCUAUAUGACCAUUAUGUCAUAGAAAAAGCUACAGCACCUGAAAAAUAUGUAGUUUUCGAAUUAGAAAAGUGUUCAUGUUCACUCUAAGAUUAUCUCGAAAGAUAAACAAAAGAAGGAGAAUUUAGUGAUGAAUAAAAACUGAAUAUUGCACUCUAAAUAAUUGACUCUGUCAAUUAUAUUCAUUGUUUCAAUAUUAUUCAUAGAGAUAUUAAACCUGAAAAUUUUUUGGUUUGUUUGGAUGGCAAUCAACUUGAAAUCAAACUGUGCGAUUUUGGAUUAUCAGUUUAACUUGGAAAAGAUUGUGAAUAAAUUGAAGUAUAAUGUAUGGUAGGAAAUAUGACGUACAGUGCACCUGAAAUUAUAGCUAAAGAAGAUGAUUAAAAUAAAAUAUAUUCUAAAAAAUCUGAUUCUUACUCAGUUGGAUUACUAUUAUCUUUGCUUGACAAUUACUUAAUUUUGAAUGAAAUAGUAGGAAUUACAUUCCCAAGUAUGGCUUUUGAAUAAUAUAAUGAGCCAUUCUAAAACAUAAAUAUUAAGCGAAACACUGAAAUAUUUGAAUUUAUUAAACUCUUAGUUGUCUGGGAAAGAGUAAACAGAGCUUCUCUUUCUACUAUUGUUGAAUAAAAUACAAACUAAUUCAAAUCAAACUAAAAUAAGAUGAAAUCAAUUUUAUCAAAGCAUUAUUUAGGUCCUAUAUAAAAUGUUGAGACUGUAAAUAUCGGAUCUGUUGCACCGUUAAUUUCUUAAAAUUAGAUUCCUAUUUAAGACAUCAAGUAAAUAAAGAUAAAUAGGAUGAAUGACUUACAUAAAAUUACAGAAUUUCAAGUUGUCGAAAUAGAUUUAUCAGAGAAUAAAAUUGGUGCAGAGGGUGCAAAAGAUUUAGGCACAGGAAUAGCCUAGUGCAAGAAUAUCACAACUUUGACACUUAACUUAAUCUAAUUAAGCCAGCUUGUCAUUUACUAACUUGCUUAUUUAUUUAUUUACUAACCAAAUAAAAUAUAACGAAUUUCUUUACUUACUCAUCACAACACAACUAAAAUACUAACGAAAGCCAUAGUUUUUUACCAUCCUUUCUCCUCCAUAUUUAUUUAAUUCGUUAUUUAUUCUUAUAUUUCAAGUUGGAACAAUAUUGGUGAUGGGGGUGCAAAAGAUUUAGGCACAGGAAUAGCCUAGUGCAAGAAUAUCACAACUUUGACGCUCGAUUUAAA
Tetrahymena thermophila SB210 is the source of this 1924-nucleotide messenger RNA. Its product is annotated as kinase domain protein. Lineage: Eukaryota; Ciliophora; Oligohymenophorea; Hymenostomatida; Tetrahymenidae. The record is from RefSeq and is a predicted model, not a curated record. The annotation marks the transcript as partial. Gene Ontology annotation, biological process: protein phosphorylation; mitotic DNA damage checkpoint signaling. The transcript is spliced from 11 exons. Gene Ontology annotation, cellular component: cytoplasm; nucleus. Gene Ontology annotation, molecular function: protein serine/threonine kinase activity; ATP binding.